AUGCCAUGUAGAUUGAUUUUUUGUGUGUAUUCUCUCUUUGCUUCAGCACUGAAAGAUGCUCGCUUUCAGCUGGUGAACUUCUCAGACAACGAGCUGCGGGUGUCACUGUCGAAUGUCUCGCUGUCGGAUGAGGGUCGAUAUGUUUGCCAGCUGUACACAGACCCCCCGCAGGAAGCCUACGCUGACAUCACAGUGCUAAUUCCUCCAGGUAACCCCAUCAUUGAGACACGGGAUGAGGUCCUGAGUGAGGGCAAUGAGACAGAGAUGACCUGCACUGCCAUGAGCAGUAAGCCCGCUGCUAUGAUCAGAUGGAUGAAGGGAGAUAAAGAGCUCCCAGGGAAACCCAAGGUUGAGUUGACCUAUGAUAAGAUGUACACAGUUACCAGCCGGGUGAUGUUCACUGUUGGUAAAGAGGAUGAUGGUGUACCUGUGGUGUGCAUCGUUGACCACCCUGCUGUCAAGGACUUCCGAGCACAGAAAUACCUGGAGGUGCAAUACAAACCGGAAGUGAAGAUCAUGGUAGAGUUUCCUCAGGGUUUGACAAGAGAGGGAGAGAACCUGGCACUUGCAUGUCAAGCCAAAGGCAAACCCCAGCCGCAGCGGGUGAACUGGUUGAAGGUUGAUGAUGACGUGCCAUCCCACGCUGUCAUCACUGGUGGCGAUCUUUAUAUUGAAAACCUAAACAAGUCAUACAAUGGAACAUACCGCUGUGUGGCAUCCAACUCAGUUGGGGAAUCAUUUGAUGACUACAUCCUCUAUGUCUAUGGUAAAUUCAAACUAAUCUUUCUUUUAGCCAUGAACACAUGA
Menidia menidia (Atlantic silverside) is the source of this 807-nucleotide messenger RNA. Lineage: Eukaryota; Metazoa; Chordata; Actinopteri; Atheriniformes; Atherinopsidae. The record is from the annotation of a GenBank genome assembly.